ACGCAGUCUCAUAAGCAGCAAACAUUCCUCGCGCAGCUGAGAGUGAGUGAGUUGAACAGGGACAUGAUAUCGACUGUCAGUGCUGCUCUUCCGCGCACACAACAUGGGCUCCACCGCCCAUACCACCAAAAGCAGAGCUCCAGCUCCACUGCAAUGCCCCGGACUCGGUUCUGUGUCGUGGGUCGCGUGUAUUGUUGAGCUAUUUGAGGUGUAAAAUGUGGGUGAUGGUGCUGUGGACUCAGGACAAGAUGGCAGCAGUAUGAGAUACACACAUCUACAUGCUGUGAGUUCAGUUGAAAUGUGUAAAAUGAUCGGAGAAGACCUGGAUUAUAUCUACUGUUAGUCCGUGUGAAAGGUAUGGCCUCACAAGUCUUGGUCUACCCACCACAUGUUUUCCAAACUCAUACAAGUGCCUUUUGUAGUGUGAAGAAACUCAAAGUUGAGCCCAGUAACUGUGUUUACCAUGAGAGGGCCUUCCCACAGACUUGCUUGAAUGAUAGAACCCUUGGCAUUGCUUACCCAUCGAAACUCACCGCUUCGUUUAAGACACGAGAUUCUGUGAGUGGCAGACACCCCCGGCAGGAAUUUCCAUUGCAGACGGCUGCUGUGCGCGGUGUGCGACGUCAGCAUACCACCAUAUCGGCACAGCCACAAAAAGGGGUCAUCUCGUCUCAGGAAAAGGAGUCGGAGCACCAGGAGAAAGGAAGGGGUUGCAGCAGUGGAGCUACAGGGGCAGCUGGAAGGGGUAGGGGAGAGGGAAGUGACAGUCAAGAAGGAGGAGGUGGAGGACUGUGUGAAGGUGACGAAGGUGGUGGAGGAGAGGACGAGGGUGACCAGGAAGACUGUGGAGGUUUUAACUUGCAAGACAGCUCCCACAGAUGCGGGCUGAAACGUAAGAGUGGGGAGCUGGAGAUCUUGGGAAGUGCCAUGCAGAUUGUAGAGGAUCUGUCAGUGUUACCUGCAAUGUUGCAAUCAAAUGUGGGAAACCCACCAGUUGCGGUGCCAGCAGCAGUUGGUGGAGGGCCUGCAAAGCAAGGUGGAAAUGCCGGAAACGGGGAUGGAGACUACCAGUUGGUGCAGCAUGAGUUGCUUUGCUCUUUGAAGAACACCUACGAGGUAUUAGACUUCCUCGGCCGUGGUACUUUCGGACAGGUAGUGAAAUGCUGGAAACGAGGCACCAGUGAGAUUGUGGCAGUGAAAAUCCUGAAGAACCAUCCAUCAUAUGCACGACAGGGCCAAAUUGAAGUAGGCAUCCUGGCACGCCUCAGCAGCGAGAAUGCGGAAGAGCAUAAUCUAGUGCGAGCUUUUGAGUGUUUCCAGCACCGCAGCCACACCUGUCUUGUGUUUGAGAUGCUGGAGCAGAACCUGUACGAUUUCCUCAAGCAAAACAAAUUCAGCCCGCUUCCUCUGAAGGUGAUCCGUCCCAUUCUUCAGCAGGUGGCUACCGCGCUAAAAAAGUUGAAGGCAAUGGGACUGAUCCACGCGGACUUGAAGCCUGAGAACAUCAUGCUGGUGGACCCUGUACGGCAGCCCUACCGGGUGAAAGUCAUAGAUUUUGGCUCAGCCAGUCACGUCUCCAAAGCCGUCUGCUCGACGUACCUCCAGUCGCGGUACUACAGGGCUCCGGAGAUCAUUCUUGGCCUGCCUUUUUGUGAAGCCAUAGACAUGUGGUCGCUGGGAUGUGUGAUUGCUGAGCUCUUCUUGGGCUGGCCUCUGACCCCAGGAGCCAUUGACUUUCCUCAGAUUCGCUACAUUUCUCAGACGCAGGGUCUGCCAGGAGAGCAUCUGUUAAAUGUGGCGACGAAGACAUCUCGCUUCUUUUGCCGGGAGUCGGACUCGCCGUAUGCGGCCUGGAGACUUAAAUCCACAGAAGAGCACGAGACAGAGACGGGGCUUAAAUCAAAGGAAGCCAGAAAGUACAUCUUCAGCUGUUUGGAUGACAUAGCGCAUGUGAAUCUAGUGAUGAAUCUGGAAGGCUGUGAUUUGUUGGCAGAGAAGGUUGAUCGAGCAGAGUUUGUGGGUUUGCUGAAGAAGAUGUUGUUCAUAGAUGCAGAGGAAAGAAUCGCCCCGAGUGAUGCCCUGAGCCAUCCUUUUGUUACCAUGCAGCACCUGCUAGACUUCCCCCACAGCAACCAUGUCAAAUCGUGUUUUCACAUUAUGGACGUGUGCUGCUCACGACCAGGCAGUUUUGAGUCUCUUAGUCGGACCAAGGCUCCGUUUGUCAGGACUGUCCCGAGCACUGGUGCAGCACCAAACAUUACCCUGCCCUUCUGCAAGGUGACCGGCAUUCACACUCAGUAUGAUGGUCGAGUCUGGGUUUGGUGGAUACCAGGAGAACGUUACCUGCCUGAUUGCAUUGUGCCAACUGUAAAGGCUUUAGUCUCAUCUGCCCCUUCAUUGAUCCAUGCUGGGAUACCUCUCCAGACAGGAAGUGCUCAGUUUGGUGACUCUUUCCAGCAGGCACUUAUUCUCUGUCCCCCAACCUUGCAAGGUCUCCCACCCAACCCCCAAAAAACUGCCGGAUACUCUGUGCGUAUGGAAAGUACAGUACCACUGGUGACACAAGCUUCUGCCAUCCAGCCUCUACAGAUCAGACCAGCGGUCAUUACACAGCAAGCGUGGUCAAACCGUGCCCAGCAGAUCCUGGUGCCCACCUGGCCUCAGGUGGCCCCUGCGGCGCCUUCAGCAACAACUAUGGCCUCAGAAACAGUGGCAGGUCCACAGAGACUAGCGAAUUGGGGGUUGCCUCAGCAUAGGGAUCGCCUCAUGUGGUGUCAAUUUAAACCAUCUUCAAACAGAAUUAACAACUUCAUGCACAGCACCAAUUCCCAAAACUCAUCAUGCCAGUCCCCAAAGGUGGUAGACCAUGCCAAAAACACAGAGGAGGCGGCAGCGGAUUGUGUAGUGGAGGCAGAGUCUGAGACUGUGCCAGAGGAUGAGCCUGUGUGCUGUAAAGCAGAACCAGAGUACGAGGACUCAACUGUCUCUCAGGAGCAGAGACAAACCAUUGUGAUCGCUGACUCUCCGAGCCCUGCAGGCAGCGUCAUCAGUAUCAGCAGUGGAACAGAUGAGGGGCCAGACACUCAGAAACAUUCACUAGAGUGUAAGGGUAGUCCGGAGUGUGAGGCCUGUCAGAGCACACUGAAUAUGGAGCGUGUGUGUUCCCUGAGCAGUCCCGAUUCAACCCUUAGCACCAGUUCAUCUGCUUCAGAACAGUCAAGCACCUCCCCCUGCAAGAGACCCAACAGCAUGUCAGAUGAUGAGUGUGAAAGCGGAUGUGAUACGGUAGACGGCUCGCCUGCGUCGGUGUCCUCCAGCCGAGCUUACAGCCCCUUCCUGGAGGCCACCUAUAUUAAUAACAACAACCAGAACUGCAAAACCAAUGGAACUACAGAGGCUGAGUCUACCAAACUGCCCGUGCGCACCAUGGUGGUGCCACCCAUGCGGGUUCAGAAUAAUGAGUCGAUGGGCCGCACAGAGGCAUCAUGCCCACCCAAAGGCCGCAGUGGUUACAACAGACAGCCACCCUACACGACGUUACUGGUGAAUCGCCAGCAGAAGACAGCACAGGCUUUCCCACCCUUGCAGCCCUCUCAACCACAGAUUCCCUUUGGACAGGUCCAACAUUAUGGCUCAUCCCACCAGGAGUGGAACGGCAACUACAGCCACUGCCGACCUCAGGCGUUCAUCCCACCCACUGUUCAUGGCCACACCUUCACGCUGCCUCACGGUAGUCCCACCCACUCAGCCCACCCUCCUCAAUCGCACUUGGGCGUCCACCCUCACACCCAGCCGACUUUGCUGUCCUACCCCCCUCCAGGCCCCCUGGUGACAAAUGCCCCAGUGGCCCACCUCUUGGCUUCACCUGGGUCCACAAGGAAUCACGUCUUUCAGCCAGCUUAUGGCCUCACUCAUCCGGCGGGACACCUUGUGCACCAGGUCACUGUGGGGCUCAACCGCCUCUUGCCUUCUCCAACCCUCCACCCUCAAGGCCAGUUCAAGCCUCUGUUCCCCCCACACUCCUUCAUCGCAUCACCUGCAUACGCAGGCUUCCCCCUCAGUCCCACCAAACUAAACCAGUACCCGUACGUCUGAGACUCGCUCCUCAGCCCUCUGGAGGGCCACCAACACGGACAUAACGCCAGGCUCAUUGUAGAAACCACAAACCAACUGGUUCCCGCACCCAAAGCCAUGGCACAAGAGAGAAAGGAAGCAGUUUCUCUGAAUCACGUAAACUUGACUGAGUACAAUUAAAAUGAGCUUUAAAAGAGGAAACAUUUGAAAAGUCUUUAGCAAGUAGGUAAAGAAAGUGCACGGUUGAGAAGCAAGCGAUUGGAUGAAGAAAAACUUUUUUUGCACAUUUGAUACAUCACUUUAUCAGAUUUUCAGAUCUUCAGAUUUGAGUGCUCCUCUAAUGAAUAUCAACAACGGAAGGUGUCCAAAAUCAUGUGAUGGUCAACUUAUUUUUAUACAUUGCCUUUACCUUGUAUACAACACACGUUUGUGUGUAAAGGCAGCCCUGUAUGUUGUUCACAACAUAAAAUGUGUCCACUUGUCCUGUUUUCAGUAUUUGUACUUUUCACUGCGUCUUUGGUGUCGUUUGGAAUGGAGUCUCCUAAAGGAGUCGUUCGUCACAUGCUGCAUGUGUUGCAUGAUGUUGAUCAGAGAGGAGCCUAUAGGGGCUCUUGACGUGUCUAGAGGCUCGCUGCAUUGUUGUCUCCAGCCAUAGUGCCUUAUAUAUCGGCAGUCGUUUGUGUUCUACUAUCUCUCUGUGUGUGUAUAUACAAUGUGUUUGUGUGCGUAAGUGUCCUGGACUGCAGCACUUGCAAUUCAAAUCAGUCUGUGCAUUCUUUGUGUGUGUUACACACUGGUGUAUUAUUUCAUGCAUAGAUAGACAUCAAUGUACUGCAUUGCACAAACCGCAGUGCUUAUUUUUGGAUCCAUUGUAUAUUUGAGAUGUAGUGAGUUACUUUUUGCGUUACUUCAUCAAAAGACGGCAUGCUUUUGCUGCUGCAAAUGCUUGCUGUUGGAUUUGUUCUUAUUUGUUCAUUUUGUUUUGUUAUCUUAAAUUCACUAGAUGUGUAGAGAAUACAAUGAAUUUCUAUUCAGAAAAAUCUACAAAACUAACAGUAUUUGUACUGUUUAGUUGGACUGCAAUACAAUCUAUAUAGUUUUUUGUUGUUUUUUUUUGUCUGUGUUUUUAGUUCCUUGGGUUUGCGUGUGUUUGUGUUUGCUGUGGUGGGCAUGGCUUCGACUAGAUGAAGACACAAAUGCAAAUAUCGGUCUUUGAUUCAGGGUCAUGGAUUCAUCUUAGCCUGAGCAGACCAUGCAGUAUUUGAUGUAUAGACACAUAUUAGUAUAUAUCUAAUAGAGCUAGUUUAUUUAGUGCUGAAGCUUGACACGGUGUGUUUUUAAGGUGUGCAAUUAUCAUAUAUGCAUGUGUGAAUUGAUUUUUUUUCUUAAUUAUCAUUAUAUCAUAUUUUGAAAGCUUGUUGUUGUCAACUGCAUUUUAUACAUUCCGUCAGGGAGAAAUAAAUAUAUUGUGCGUGUAUUUUUUAUAUAUAUAUAUAUAUAUAUAUAUAUAUAUAUAUAUAUAGUGUGUGCAUUUUUGUUUUCAGUUUGUUCGGCUUGGUUAGUGUGUUUUUGUCUCUCAAAUGAAGUUGCUUGUGCAUCACCAAAGACUAUAAUUUGAAGGCUCUGUUCCAAACCUAGUGAUCUGCCUAAGCAGGUGCAAUUUCAAGGCAUUGUAGUUACACUCCUGAUGCAAAAGCUGUCUGAGAUUCAUUUUAAUGGAUAUAUAUCAUUCUCCUCAACUUUAACAUUGGAAUUAAAAAAAAUAAUAAAAAUGUGAACUGUAAAAAAGAAAAAAUAAUAAUUGUGAGCAGUGUAAAGUAUUCAGCUCACCCAGAAAAAAACAAGAUGUCGGAUUAAAAUGCAAUUAUUCAUUUAGAACCAAAACGUAUCCAUUAAAAAUAGUUCAGUUUGAAUAAAAAUGGACUGUUUUACCCAGUAUUUCUGUCAUAUAAAUUAUGCUUACGAGUUAUGCUUACUACGUAUGUAAAAUGAUCUAUAUUGGCUGAGUAUGAAGACAGUAGACAACAAAGCAGCUCGUUAGGCUUUGGAACAGAGCCAUUUCUCUGAGCAAGGUAGCUACUCUUUCUGCAUAGACCUCACGUAUACUGUAGUAAUUAUAGUCAUGGGGUAAAUUUCAAAGAUUGUAUUUAAAAAAUGGCUGAGGUUAUGUUUAGCUUUUUGAGUCGUAUCAUCUAUCUUGAAUGUAUCAUAGACAAGCUGCUAUAUAUUGAUUGCCACUUCAGAUAGCUGUGAAAUUAGAUUAGACUAGUUCAUAUCUGCAUUCGUUUAUUUGUAUGGGUCUCUCUGAUUGCCUAAACUAGAAGUGGAUUUUGAUUUUGAGUAAAUAUUUUGCUUCAAUGUUUGGAGUGUCAUUGUAACUACUGUACUGCUGAUACUGGACAUUUAAAAUUUUUUUUUUUUUUUUUUUUUUUUUUUAAAUCAGUAUUGUAUCUUCAUAACCGUUCUGACUCAUCACUGCAUAUUAAUGGAUGUAUUUAACUUAAUUUUUGUAUGUUUACCUGUUUAUCUAUUUUUGACUUGUAAUAGCUUGCAGGAUUGAUUUAACUUUAUCCUAAUGAACAGUUAUUCUGCAGUGUUUCAGAUAUACAAACAUCUGUAUUUUUGUUAAAGGGAUACUCCACCCCAAAAUGAAAAUUUUGUCAUUAUUCACUUACUGCCAUGUCAUUCCAAACCCGUAAAAGCUCCAUUCAUCUU
Cyprinus carpio (common carp) is the source of this 6789-nucleotide messenger RNA. Its product is annotated as homeodomain-interacting protein kinase 3-like. Gene Ontology annotation, cellular component: PML body; nucleus; cytoplasm. Lineage: Eukaryota; Metazoa; Chordata; Actinopteri; Cypriniformes; Cyprinidae. The transcript is spliced from 18 exons. The record is from RefSeq and is a predicted model, not a curated record. Gene Ontology annotation, molecular function: protein serine/threonine kinase activity; ATP binding; protein tyrosine kinase activity. Bases 358 to 4095 code for a protein of 1245 amino acids. Gene Ontology annotation, biological process: peptidyl-threonine phosphorylation; peptidyl-serine phosphorylation.